Molecule: messenger RNA, 1598 nt
Organism: Calliphora vicina (urban bluebottle blowfly)
Lineage: Eukaryota; Metazoa; Arthropoda; Insecta; Diptera; Calliphoridae
Product: putative fatty acyl-CoA reductase CG5065
Exons: 10
Coding region: 69-1562 (497 amino acids)
Biological process (GO): long-chain fatty-acyl-CoA metabolic process
Cellular component (GO): peroxisome
Molecular function (GO): alcohol-forming very long-chain fatty acyl-CoA reductase (NADP+) activity
Source: RefSeq, a predicted model, not a curated record
UUACACUGUUUGACAAGAACGGCCGCAAUAUUUUCAAAUUUAAACAACAAAAAGACCACAAUACCAAUAUGCUUAUAGCAGACUUUUUUGCAGAUCGUGAAGUUUUCAUAACCGGUGGAACAGGUUUUCUGGGCAAAGCCUUGAUAGAUAAACUUUUACGCGACUGUCCAAAAGUCAAAGUACUCUACAUAUUGCUGAGAGGAAAGCGAUCAGUUGGUGUACAGCAACGUUUAGAGGAGUUAAAAAAGAACAAAGUAUUUGAUCGCAUACAUGAAGAGUGUCCGGAGGUGCUAAAUAAAUUGCAUGCUAUACAAGGCGACAGCCAAGAAUUGGGUUUAGGCAUAAAACCCAGUGAUCUGGAAUUGUUGAAAAAUGUCAGCCUGAUUUUUCACAUGGCGGCCAAUGUUAAAUUUGAUGAUCCAUUGCGCAGUUCAAUAUUACUGAACACUCGAGGCACUUGGGAACUGGUGAAAAUUGCGGAAAAACUCAAAAAUCUAUUGGCUUUUAUACACUGUUCGACUGCCUACUGUAAUCCAUUUGAGGAUGUUGUAGAAGAGAGCGUUUACAAAAUGCCGGUGGAUUGGCGUAAGGCCAUCAAAAUAGCUGAAACGUAUGAUGAAAAUACUAUCAAUGCUUUGUGUUCGAAAUAUACAGGGCAUUACCCCAAUACUUAUACAUUUACUAAGAAUCUGAGUGAACAAAUUAUCGAGGAAUAUUCUACCAAAUUACCCUUGUGUUUAUUUCGUCCGUCAGUUGUAAUGAAUGCUAUAAAAGAACCUGUUGCCGGUUGGGUCGAUAAUAUGAAUGGACCCUUAGCCAGUAUGGUGGCCUUAGGUGUUGGCAUUUUACCAAUUCUAUGCUCAAAUCCUAAUAUAUCCAUGGAUUGUAUGCCAGUUGAUAUGGUAACUAAAUUAACAAUUGUGGCGGCAUACAAACGUGGUUUGCAGACACUUCGAAAAGUACCCGUUCAAAAUGGCAUGGAAGUUGUAAAUUGUGCUGAAGGUGGUGAUCUUUUCAAUUUAAGCGUGGAGCGUAGUAUUUCAUUUUAUGCACGAGCAAUUAAAAACAAUCCCAUGGACAAUUGCAUUUGGUACUAUGGACCUCCAUGGUUAUCAUCAUGUUACUACAAUUUUGCAUUUAAUAUGUUUGUCAAAAAUAUUCCGCUGGCCUUGUUAAUCGAUAGUAUUUUACGUUUAAGGGGCCGUGAGCCAUUGAUGUUAAAAAAUUCUCGCCGUAUUAUGUACGCGAUGAAGGCGACCUACUUCUUUGGCAGGAAAGAAUAUAAAAUGAUUAAUAAAAAUAUGAUAGAUUUGGAGAAAUACAUACCGGAAAGUGAAAUUGAAACUUAUCAAAUUGUAAAGGAUGCUAAGAAUGCUGAUUUCAUGGGUUAUUUCGAUAACGUUGUUAGAGGUGUUAAAUACAAUUUCUUCGAUCAACCUACGCAAGCGUCUGAAGCCACCCAUAAACGUUUCAAGGCCUUGGUUAUUGUUAAUAAGAUUAUAAAUGGUUUAUUUUAUGCAUUAUUUGUACGUUAUUUAUGGUCAAUUGCUUCAAAAUAUUAAUAUGACAAACACAAUUUUAAAUAAAUCUGGAUGAGG